AACAAAAAAUGUUUGACUCCAUCCGUGAAAAUGAUAAUACAUCAUGCCUCCAUCCAUUGCAUAUAAAUCUAUGUACUUCAAAUUCCUUGAACAUGAAUCAAACGGUCCACCAAACGGCAUCUUCCAUUUCUAACAUAUUUUUCUUUCCAAAAUCAUUUUCAGUCUCCGAUUUCUUAUUCAUUUGUUCCAAAUUCAUCAAAACGUGUUUGGAAAAAGAAAAAAAAAAAAAUUUCAAAACGUGACUAUCAUUUUGAGUCGUAGUCAAAUGAGAUUGUCCCAAAUCAUGCAUGCUGCCGUAGUAAGUAAAUAAUCUCCCAAAUCGAACGCGGGAAAACCUUCCUUUUCGGCGAUGAGGCGAAUCUGAUUCUCAAUCAAAAUUAAUUAAUUAUCAAGAAAAUUCCAAAAUUCACAACAAGAUUAAUCGCGCCCUUCACCCAACCCCAGGGGCAAUUUCGUCAUAAAUUACGUUCACGUCAGAGCAGCCCUCCGCUCUUCCCCAUUAGUUUAUGUUUCAAAAUCAGCGCGCGAAACCCCGCUUUUAUCUCCCGCGCCUUUCCGGGCCCACACGCGCCUCGUCCUCUCUCUCCCUAUAUUUCUUCCCUCACUGUCUCUCACUCAUACCCCUUUUUCUCUCUUUCUAUCACGCCAAUUUGAUAUCCAAAACUCCAAACAAUGCAACAACAGCGCCACCACCACCAGUCGCAUUUCUCCGCCGCAGGCCCCACCACCCCGUUCGGGUCCACCGCCAUGGCACCCACCGCCAGCUCCGAGGCCAAGCGCGGCAAGAGGCGAGGUAGUUACAACUGCGGCCGGUGUGGCCAGCCCAAGAAGGGCCACUCCUGCCACCUACCCGCCGCCGAUGAAGCCUUCGUCGCCGAUGUUCCGUCUCCGUCCGAUCUCUCCGUUCCCCCUCUGCCUCCACGUAAGCCCUACUCCCACCUCCGCCGGGCGCUGUCGUUCGACGACGACGUUGAUAGCUCUGGAUGGGGCGGAGGAGGUGGCGGCGAUUUUGACUCACCGGAUCCCGACCCCGAUGAGAUCGAUGACCUUGUGGUGGAUUCGGAGUCGGGUACGGGUUUAUGCGGUCUGCCUGCGAGCUGUCUUUGGGAUAUUUUGAAGAGGCUGCCGCCGCCGGAGCUGUUGUCGGCGGCAAUGGUGUGCAAGGGGUGGAGGGAGACGACGAGGAGGCUGUGGAAGGCUGCAGAAAUGCUUAGGAUUAGGGUUCCGGCGAGGGCUCAGGUCGGGCUUGUUGGAUCGGUGUUGCAAAAGUGCCCGGCCCUCGUUAACCUCUCUCUUAGAAUGGAAAGUGAUGUGGAUGCAACAUUGCUGGCCUGGAUCACAUUUUCGUGCCCAAAUCUUGAAUUCCUGGAGAUCACUACUUCUGAAACGGCUAUCAAUCGAAUCACUGGUGAUGAGCUGGGUCGUUUUGUUGCUGAUAGAAGAUUACUGAAAAGCCUUAAGAUGGAAGGUUGUUCUAAUUUAGGCGGAUUUGCUCUUUCUUCGUCAAGUCUUUCUACAAUUUGGUUUUCUGGUCUUCACUCCCUUUCUAAGAUGGUUUUUAAUUGCCCCAAUCUAAAAGAGAUUUCUGUAGACUUUUCUAGCCAUGAAAAUGAUAAUACCGAUCUUGUCACCAUGGUUGAUGCUCUGGGAAGGAACUGCCCAAGGUUACAAAACAUACACAUUGCAUCAAUCCAGCUUUCCAAUGCUGUUGUUCUUGCCCUUACAGCUGCACAAUUAAGGGGGUUGAGAAUGCUUUCUCUUGUUCUUGGAUCUGAUAUCACUGAUGCUUCUGUUGCUGCCAUUGCUUCAAGUUACCCAAACUUAGAAUUGCUUGACCUGAGUGGAUCUAGCAUCACUGAUAGUGGCAUUGGAAUGAUUUGCAAUGUAUUCCCUGAUACUCUUUCAAGACUACUGGUUGCUCUUUGUCCUAACAUCAGUGCAAGUUUUAUUCAAUUCGCCACAGCUCAACUGCCUCUUCUUGAACUCCUGGACUGUGGCAUGACCAUAUGUGAUCCCAACUCUCUGGAUUCAACAUCCGAGGAAACCACUGGCUUUGAAUUGGCACAAACAUCCAAUGCUAAAGUACACCUUAGUUACCAGAAGCUGAUCAUUAAACAUGGCCGGCUGAAAAAACUCAGCUUGUGGGGCUGUUCUGGCUUAGAUGCUCUAUAUUUAAACUGCCCUGAAGUUAAAGAUCUGAAUUUGAAUUCUUGCAAAAAUUUGUACCCAGAGAGAUUGGUGCUUCAGUGCCCCAAUUUAGAAAAUGUGCAUGCAUCAGGUUGUCAAGAAUUGUUGGUUGGGGCCAUCCAAAGCCAGGUCAAUAAUAACUUUGCUGGUGUGGAUAGCUUAUUACCAUGUAAACGUCUAGCCGAUGGCUCAAAGAGGGUUCGGGUGCCACAUUUUCUUAGUGCACAGUCAUCCGACGACGAUAAGAAGCGAAGAAGGGUUGAGAGGCCGAAAUGCAAUGUGCAUGUGUUCUGAAUCUGAUCACAUGUCCUGGGACAUUCCCGUUGCUCUUGUUUGUUGCCAUAUUGGUUUCCCAAAGCUGCUGUAUUUUUGUAACCAAUAACUUUUAUAUUUGAUCCUAAUCAUUGUAGGGGGGGCUGGUGCCUUGUAGAAUUGCCUUUCCUUGAAGGAAACUGGAUGUUGAUUUAGCCUCAAACUGAUGAUAGUCCAAGACUCCAAAUUGGAGGGACACAUUAAAUUAAUUAGCCCAACUAGGAUUUACAAACCUCAUUUCAAAUAAAUUGUUCAUGUUUCAACCAUGAA
Prunus persica (peach) is the source of this 2769-nucleotide messenger RNA. Its product is annotated as F-box/LRR-repeat protein 17. The transcript has 11 exons. Bases 673 to 2481 code for a protein of 602 amino acids. NCBI's taxonomy places the organism in Eukaryota, Viridiplantae, Streptophyta, Magnoliopsida, Rosales, Rosaceae. Gene Ontology annotation, molecular function: protein binding. The record is from RefSeq and is a predicted model, not a curated record.